UCAAAAGAUAUUUUUAAGUCUGCGGAGAGAUGAAACGUGCGAAAUGUCAACUUUGUUACACCAAGUGGAAGAUCACAUUUUCUGAAGGAAUAAGUACGCGUCGCAGUCACGACGAAAUUGUAAAAGGUGGUACUACCUCUUGAUAUACAUCCUUCGAUCCUUACCCGGUUGAGGAUUUGAAUUUUUAUGACGCUAGUUUUCCACAUUCCGGGUAUAUGUGCUUACUACAUAUGUACUUUCGUCCCUACCGAUACAGAACGUAUAGCAUUUAAAAAACGGAGUGGGAGAAUCGUCGAACGCCGGAGGGAAGAGUGAAACGGGUGUAAUGGUGGGGGACAGGAUGAAGUAGUGGCAAACGGCCCUGCGUGAUACACAGCUGAUCGGCCGUUCCGCGGUGAAGGAGCUCUGUUUUUGUUGCGCGUGUGCGUCCGUGGCCUAGUGGUGUGAUAUCGGUUGUCUCAACACACGGGAUGAUAAUAGUGUCCGCACCGUGAACCCCAAGGAAAGAGAGCAAUCCUUCGUCUACAUGCGAUUGUUUACGUGCUCUAUGCAAUUUGACAGAGUACCGCGAUCAAGUGCCACGGGCGGAAGAGUUGACCCAGUCGUGGAAGAACAGCUCGCAUCAUCGACGCAUUGCGGACCGUCGGUCGUGGCGUCGGGUCAGUUGCAUCGCAAAUAUUUCCCUCAGUUUCGAAGGAAAUCGUUAACGCGUGGAAGGUCUAUGACCGGACCACAACGAGGCUCGCUUUAUCUUCUGAGGAGCGACGCGAGCCACCGUCUGAUCAGCAUCAGACUGAAAUUGAUGAAGUCCGAGGCAAUCGGGGAGGAGGACACGACUGCUGAUCCUGCAGUUUGUGAACAUUGAUGAUAUACUGCUGUACCACUUCGUAGAUCGUCAUUGUUACAUGUAUUCUGUGCUGUAAUCCAGUGCGCAUUUCCCCGGGUCUCCGCUUUUUCAUUUCUCUCACUCUCUCUUUCUCCCCCCCCCCAUCCACCCCUUUGUUUUUACUUUUUCUCGGUUCCGUUGAGUUCGAUUCGGGGUUCUCGUUGUGUUUUUCGUGUUAAUUUAGUGCUUGACGAUCGCGUGUUAGAUUUUUCUUCCGAGCAGCAGUAGCAGCAGUAGCAGGCAGCGAUUGGUUUUGCUUUUUCUUUGUACGAAUACACACGCACGCGUAUACAUGCGUUUAAGCGCGCGCGCGUCACUCUGAACGGGAAAGAAAAGGUCGAUGACAAUGCAACGAGUCCAAGAUCAAGACAAUGGGAUCAACAUCAAAUUCGGGGCGAGUAAAGGGAAAAAGGCAGAGUACACACUCGUAUCGCAACACCCUGAGAAAGAGAAGAAGAGCAAUGUCAAUGGGACCAACAAACAAAUUAAACAUACAACUGUGGAAGACCUAGUCCCACCAGAUGGAGGAUGGGGUUGGCUCGUACUUUUAGCAUCUGUCAUGGUCAAUCUCCUGAUCCCAGGAACAGUGAAAUCAUUUGGUGUCCUCUUUGUUGAAUUUUUGGAAGUCUUCGAUGCAUCACCUGCUGCAGCUGCUUGGAUACCAGCAUUAUGCUAUUUUCUCUACAGCUCACUUGGUCCACUCUCCAGUGUGUUAUCUGUGAAAUACUCUUAUCGAACAGUGACACUUAUUGGAGGAACAUUUGCAGCUGCAGGAAUGAUGCUAAGCUACUUUGCUAAUUCUGUGGCCUUUUUAUGUAUUAGUUAUGGAGUCUUCGUGGGAACAGGAGCAGGACUGGCCUUUCCCCCAACUGUGUACAUUGUAACUUCUUAUUUUGUACGGUUACGUGGACUAGCAAAUGGUCUCUGCAUAUCUGGUAGUGCACUAGGUUCGAUAUUCCUUCCACCAAUCCUUGGAGUUCUCUUACGAGAGUAUGGAUACAGAGGUGCAGUAUUAAUAAUGGGUGCUGUCACUUUGAAUGUAUGGGCGAGUGCUCUUUUGUACGAACCAGUGGAAAAGCACAUGGUGCCAUCUUCGUCAUUGAACAAGUCGAGCGACCAUGACUUGGAGGCCGCUACUCUGACCGUAACUAGUCCUGAAGACGAAAAGAAAUCGAAUCUUAUGAUUUCUUUGCCGAAUUCAAACGAGAAGGCUGCGCCGAUAGUACCAAAGAGCGCGUCCAGCGUCGCAUUAGAAUAUUACAAAAACACGCCUGUCCAAGGGAGAACGAGAAAGAUCAGUAUGCCCACAGGACGGGAAAUAACGGGCCAAAUGCACAGCACGCCCGCGUUGCACGCGGUCCCGGAACGUGCCGGCGAACACAACAAGUUAUCAAGACGCAAAUCGCCGUUCCAGUCGCCAAGCACGUCAUCAUUCAAUUAUGUUAGCACACCGUACCACGGAAGCACUCUUUCCGCCUUACACCCAGAAAGGGCAUCCACGCUGACACUCAACGCGAUCUCGAGCACGUUCACAAGAAAGAACGUGGAUGAGAUGAAGAAGGACGAGGAGAAGCAGCAAAAUAAGUUCUUUGAUUUCAGUCUGCUGAAAGACCCCAUCUAUCUCGUCAUCCUGAUCUCCAACUCUACGAACGCGGUUAGUUACACGAACUUCAUUAUAUUACUGCCAGCUUACGCGAUCUCGUUGGGCUUCGACAAGAACAUGUCUUCCCUUCUCCUUUCGAUCGUCUCAAUCUUAGAUUUGAUAGGACGUAUCGGCGGCUCAGCUCUCUCCGAUGUUUCAAUAAUGCCGAAGCAUUGGUACUUUGUUGGAGGACUGCUCAUCUCUGGAAUCUCGUUAGCCAUUCUGCCAAUUGCGACUGAGUACACUAUGCUAUCCGUUUACUGCGGUAUAUUCGGUUUGGCGUCCGGUAUUUAUGUCGGUAUCACCGCGGUCAUAAUGGCUGAUAUGCUAGGAACAGAAAAACUUACCUCCUCAUACGGUAUCUCUUUGUUCGUGAACGGAAUUAUACAGCUAGUCGGUCCACCCAUUUGCGGUCUCAUAUUCGAACAAAUAGGGAGCUAUGGUCCUAUUUUUAGCAUACUGGGAAUCAUUUUAGUGGUAGGCGCUGCCUUGUGGGGUUUCGUACCGUUCAUCAGGAAAAGACAAGAAGCUAUGGAGAAAGUUGCACCGAUUGAGAAGUUAUAGUCCAUUUGAGUGUCGGUAUUGACUAUCUUGUGCAAGCGAAGAGCUUAAUUGUAUAAUUAUCGUAGAUUAGGCGUGUCUCAAUUCAUAGUAAUGACUAUAUAAUUAUGAAACACUGUGAUGUUAGAAUGAAUGUUCUGUAUAUACCACUGGCACUGUGAUGACGUUACACGAUCCACGCGCACAUUUUCAGGUGGAUUAGUAGGGAAACAAUUUUCAAAGGAUAUAUUUUUAAGAAACGCGACGGUUUCUCUUUUUCUUCAAAAUUGAAAGUGUCUUGCCUUAACAAACAUGAAAAAAUUACUCUUUGGAUGUCUGUUCUUGUUGAUUACUAAAAAUGAAAAAGAAGAUAAAGACGUAGAAAGUAAUUUAAGUACUUAGUUCAGAAGCGCACUAGUUGCAGGUGCUAUUGUAAUUUAAACAAAGAAAACAAGCGCAAUAAUAUAAUUUAGUGCACGUAAUAUUUUCUUAGUAUAUAAACAUAAGGAUAAAAAAAAUGUCGACUAUUUGUUUUUACACUUCUCUUGGAAAAAAGAAGGAGAGAUAAAUAUGUAUAUAAUUCCUACUGUUAUAAACACUCUGUCAUUGAAGAUAGUCAAUUUUGUUAUUCAUUCGUUUACAAAUCACCGAAAAAAUAUGCCUUAAAAUUAGGAUGUAAGUACUUUGUAAUUAAUGAAUUACAUUUAUAAUACUAUACAAUAUGUAAAAUAAAUAAUGAUAUGCAACAUGGAUAUCUUAUUGGUGAUGUUCCAUGAGAAUGAGAAAAUUAUUUAUUUCAUUAGGAUUAAUAAAGAGUAAAUUGUGA
Messenger RNA from Megalopta genalis, 3894 nucleotides. It is a transcript of the gene hrm, whose product is annotated as solute carrier family 16 member hermes. Gene Ontology annotation, molecular function: monocarboxylic acid transmembrane transporter activity. Lineage: Eukaryota; Metazoa; Arthropoda; Insecta; Hymenoptera; Halictidae. Gene Ontology annotation, biological process: transmembrane transport; monocarboxylic acid transport. The record is from RefSeq and is a predicted model, not a curated record.